Messenger RNA from Zingiber officinale, 3418 nucleotides. RefSeq names its product DUF724 domain-containing protein 3-like. The coding region runs from base 163 to 3132 and encodes 989 amino acids. The transcript has 7 exons. The record is from RefSeq and is a predicted model, not a curated record. Lineage: Eukaryota; Viridiplantae; Streptophyta; Magnoliopsida; Zingiberales; Zingiberaceae.
GACCUAAGAACUCUGCCACCCCCACACCUUCCUUCCUUUCGCCUGUCACGUAACGCCGGGAAGGAGGAGGUAACCUUACCGCGUAGAUACCAACUCAUCAACGGGUCUCCUUUUCACUGCCCCUUUUCGGCAUUCGGGCCCAUCAGAAUCCCCUCGACGGCGAUGGCGCUGGACAGUGGCGGUGAGAAGAAGAGAGGCGACCGGCGACGAUCCGUGUGGUUUCAGCCCGGGGACCCGGUGGAGGUCCGCAGCGACGACGACGGCUUCCUCGGCGCGUGGUAUGAGGCCACUGCGGCCUCCAGCCUUCCCCAGCACCGCGUCGAGAUCGUCUACUCCUCCCUCGUCGACGACGACGACCCCUCCCUUCCCCUCCGUGAGAUCGUCCUCGUCUCCCAACUCCGUCCCCGACCACCGCCGACGAACCCUUCCCGCUGCCAGCACGGCCUCCACGAUCUCGUCGAGGCCUUCCACCAAGACGGCUGGUGGGCCGGCGUCAUCUCCGCCAUACUCCAUACCACCGGCCGCUACAUCGUCGCCUUCCCUACGAGCCGGGAGGAGCUGGAGUUCGACGCGUCCGAGAUUCGAUCCCACUUGGAGUGGACCGAUCGCCAUUGGGUCCCCUUCGGCGAUGUGAGAGUUGAAGAGGCAGAGUUCGCUGCCGGAGCUCGGAUUGAAGUCAGCCGUAACCUAGAAAUCGGUGUCUCGGCAUGGUUUUCCGCUAGUGUCACGCAAGUGCUCAGCAUCAGUACCUAUUUGAUAGAGUACGAGAGUCUGACCUCAGUGACAACCGGCGAGCUUCUGGCUGAGUUUGUCGACGUUCAGUACAUCAGGCCGUGCCAGCUAAAUGCAAUGUCGGUGAAGGAUUUUGCCCCUCGUGAUGAGGUAGAAGUGCCUCUCCAUGGUGGGUGGGUGCCGGGAGAGAUUUCAAAGAUUCUCAAGGAAUCUCGCUGCAUUGUCAAAGUCAGGGACACUAGGUCGGUGACGGUGUUUAAUCUUGAUCAGCUUAGGCAUUCUCAAUGUUGGGAUGGUCACCGGUGGGUUUUCACGUUUCAGCAAAAGACUAGAAAAUCACAAGGCAGUUCUGUUUCUGGUAACCGAAAUCCACAAAAUCAAAAAAGAUGCAGUCUUCUUAGUUCAUCAGCCCCUUAUAAAGGUGAAGGUGAGGCCUCUUCUGAAUCUGGGGGGUUUAAGUUGAAUCAGAAGCAUAAGAAAGCAAAUUUAUGUUCUGGACCUUCACAAAAUUCCAAAAAGUUAAAGAAAGACAAGUCACGGUGCGAUCAUGUGAGGCCACAAUGCGACUUAAUGCCUGAAGGCCCUUCAACUCCACUGUCUGACAUCGGCAUUUGUUCUUUAGUGCAAGAGACUAGAAGAUCACAAGGCAGUUCUGUCUCUGUUAAACGAAGUCCACGAGGUCAGAAAAGAUGCAGUCUUCUUAGUUCACUGCCUCCUUCUAAAUGUGAAGGUGAAGUUACAUCUGAACUCGGGGGACUCAAGUUGAAUCUGAAGCACAAGAAAGCAAAUUUACAGUCUGGGCCUUCACAAGGUUCCAAAAUGUUCAAGAAAGCCAAGUCACAAUACAAUCAUGUGAUGCCACAACAUCAGUUAAUAUCUCAAGGCCCUUCAACUCCAAUGUUUGUGAUAGAUAUUUGUUCUUCAAUGCCACCGGUGGAUCCUAGCUCCUCUACUAUAAGCCCGUCUUCUAGGGGAACUAUUGCUGAACUUGAUGCAUCUAUAAGGGAUGUACCUGGAUUAUCUAUUGAGGAGGAAGGUCUUGCAAAUGCCAGCCAUCAGCUAUCAAAGCAUCAGCCAGAUGUAACUGAAGUUGAUGGCACACCUAUGGGUUAUAAAGCUAAUGAUCAUCUCCAUCUUCUAGAAUGGAUGAACUACAAUUUGGAUUAUGCUUUGAAUACAAAAGUUAAGAAGAAAAGAACUAAGCUUGUCGCUAAAUCUCGAAAACUGCAAAAGAAUUUCAGUAAUGAUGGUGUGCUAAAGCAAUUACAAGACGGGGACAGCAAAAUGUUAAGAGAAGAACAGAUGAGUAUAUCAUUCAGCCACUUGCAUGCGCCUGUGAGAAUGAACAUUAACAAUAUCGAGAAAUCGGAUACUAAUCAAGUCGUAUUGAGCAAUUAUAGUAGAGCUAAUGAUGACUUAUCGGAUCAAGAUUUAUACAGUGCUGCAUCUCAACCUAUUACCCAGCAGAAUAAACUUAUAAUGUAUCAAGGGUCCCCAUCAAGUGCUGAUAUAGAAGAUAUAGAAGCUAGAUGUGUCAUUUGCAUGGAAGGAUUGAGUGAAAACAAUCUAACUGGCAGCUUCUUCAUUCCUAAAUUUUUAGCAGAUGUCACAUUGAAUUCAGUUAAUGAUGCUGCUUCUAAUGAGAUCUAUAACAAUGUAACAGUUCACAUUCAAAGUCAGAUUGCCCCAUCAGUUCUUGCAGAAACUUGCACUGAAAUUGCUCAUAAUCAAACUCAGUCAAAGGUAGUUGCUCUCGAGGGUGCUGCUGCUCUCAUUGUUCACUCCAGUGGGUCACUAUUGAAAGACAUAGCAUUGCCGUUCUCAAAGACUUCCUGCCUGUGGAAACAAAUAGAAUCAAUGGAAAUAUUCCAGGUUAUGCCACAACAGCCACAUUUUUGCAUUCUGGAGCAGUACACUAUGGAGCUUCGAGAAGGGAUGGCCAUAGGGCUUAUGGUAUCUUUUGCAAACUUGGCCACUGAUAUACAGAAGUUGCAUAUUGAUAGAGAUGAAGCAUCUCUGGACGCAAAGAUGAAGGCUCUUUAUCAUUUUGAAAGUAAUGGAUUCAGUGUUGAUUUUCUACGGGCUCGCCUAGAGAAAUUGCGAGAGCUUCAAAUAUAUCACAAGGGGUGUUUGACUAGAAAAGCAGAAGUGGAGGGAAAAAUUAUUGCCAAAAUGGACGAUAAGAGUAUGAUAGACUCUCAAUUUAUGGACCUUGAUAGAUCUAUCAAGAAUCUGAGAGAAUACCUUGCCUGCUUCCAAGAGAGAAAAGAUUCAGCUAUGAAUCAGAUAAACAGGUACGAGUUCGAAAUUGCCAAAUUGAAAAUUGUACUGAAUGAAGUUGAAGAAGCAAAAGUUGCUGGCGAGUUAAAAUUCUCCAAUAUUUCAUCUGCUCCAUGGUGAAUGGCAAGUGCUGAAGUUUAGUAUGGUUCUGUUGCCUUAUAUGAUCUUAGGAUGUGUAGUUUAUUAGAACUUUGUUCUGUCUUGUGAAAUAUAUUAUGUAGUUAUGAACUACUUAGUUUUUAAGUAUGUAUGUGACUAAAAGCCGGUGUUGGUCAUAUCAUAUUUUGGCCAUGUUAUGGUGAAGGGGAGCUUUGGGUAACCUUAACGUUGCUGCUGCCUUGUCAUCCGGAAGUCACUGGUUUCGAGUUGCAUUAUUAUUAACAAUAGAUUCAAUAUGGUUCGAUUA